Molecule: messenger RNA, 4011 nt
Organism: Boleophthalmus pectinirostris (great blue-spotted mudskipper)
Lineage: Eukaryota; Metazoa; Chordata; Actinopteri; Gobiiformes; Gobiidae
Gene: tlnrd1
Product: talin rod domain containing 1
Exons: 1
Coding region: 4-1068 (354 amino acids)
Molecular function (GO): actin binding
Source: RefSeq, a predicted model, not a curated record
AUUAUGGCGAGUGGAGGGUCUGGGAAAUCCGCGAGUGAGGCAUCAAACAUCACCCCCAGUGGCAGUGUCCAGCAAAGGAAAAGGCUCUCCUCCAUUUGUGAUUCCUGCAAAAUCAAAAUGCAACUUGUAGCAGAUCUUUUGUUGUUAUCCAGCGAGACCCGGCCCGUUAUGGCUUCGGAUGGGGUUCCACUCGCGGAUACGUUUGACCAAUGCCGAGACACUGUGAUCGCGAGGACUAAAGAGCUUUCUAUACUAACACAUGACAUCCAAAGCCAACUCAACAUGGGGCGUUUUACCGAAGUUGGCGAUCGGCUAUUGGAACUGGCCGAUCUGGUUGUGUCAUUGACUGAAUGCUCUGCCCACGCAGCGUAUCUGGCAGCUUUAGAAACUUUGGGGUCCCAACCGUGCCUCCCCGGUUUGGUGGACCGCUAUAAAGUAACGCGCUGCCGACACGAAGUAGAGCAAAGCUGCAACGUCCUCCGAAUCACGCCGAUUUUGGACCUCACUCCUCAGUUGCUUCUCGAACUUUCGCAAAACAUUUCGACUAAUCUCAAAACACUGACUGACAUCUCAUCCUUGGCCAGUGAAAGGUCCCGCGACCGCUUUGCCAAAGAACAGUUCAAGUUGAGCGUUAGAAGCAUGGCGACGAGCGGGACGGCGUUUCUAGCUUGCGUUAAGGAAGUGAAAACGCAACCCAGCGAGCUGACUAGAAAUCGUUGUGUUUUAUUUAGCGCUGCCUUAGUUCAGUCUGUUAACGCUUUGGUUGGAUUCGCUACGGAGCCGCAGUUCCUGGGUCGCCCGGCGAGCAUCUCCUCUGAAGGAAAAGGGGUGCAGACGGCGGUUUUGGGCGGGGCCAUGAGCGUAGUUUCGGCAUGCGUGCUGCUAACUCAAGGGCUAAGGGACGUGGCGCAGCAUCCGGACAGCAGUUCCAAGAUGGCCGACUACAGGGAGAGGCUGAGGAAUUCGGCGUGCGCGGUGUCGGACGGGUGCACUCUGCUCACACAGGCUUUAAGGGAGCGCUCCUCUCCACGCACACUCCCCCCGGUCAACUCCCACUCUGUGAAUUAGAUCUAAACACGGCCACACGUAACUGUACCAAAGAGUAGGCAUGGGAUGGUAUAAGAUCGUCAAUAAUACGAUUUAUCGCUACAGAAAACAUCACGAUAAUACUGAAACCGCUUUAUGCCACUCUAGGGCUGCUCGAUUACGGGAAAAAAAAUCAUUAUCACAAUCGUUUUGGUUAAUAUUGAAAUCACGAUUAUUCAAACGAUGCAUUUAUUCAGCAUUUCUCUCUUAAAAAAACACUUUCACAUUGAUAAUUGACGCAAAACUUUCAAAUUUAAAUUGAAUUCAGACUACAAAUAGAGCAGUUUUGCGAUGUAUCAAACGUAAAAUGAAUAAAAUAUACUUUGAACAUGAAAUAAGGCAUAGAAAACAUAAAAGUAUCCAAAAUAAACUAUAUAUUCAGCUGUUCUACAACCUCUAUAUUUAAAAAUAAAAUAAAAUUUGAUUAUACAAGUUUGGAAAUCGUUGAGACAACUUGAAACCGCGAUCAAAGUUUAAUUAAUUGCCUUAUUCCACUCACACAAUAGCCCCAAACCCGGAUCAUUUGACUGCGUUUUCUGAAGGGACCGAUUUUUCAGUUCAGGCUCUGGGCCGGAAAGGUGCUCGACGUGUCCUCGCUUUUUUGAGGUCGCGCAAAAUAUCCCCGACACUAGAUCUGUUUCAGUAAUAAUGAUAUAACAACAACUGCCGCGUUAGAAUUUUAUUAAAAAGCGAAACUGCCAAUCCAACCUUGAACCGCUAUUGAUUGAACUAGAAUCCAACUGGGUCUGAACCAAGACAAGCCCAGAGUAAAACCAAGUCUAAACCAGGACUAACUAAACCAUUAAACAAUAAAUAAUUAAAGAUUUGAAGGCAAGUGGGCUAGAUUAGAUUUGGCAUUCCACUGUUGCAAAGAAAAUGUAAACAUGAUACAUACUGGACCAAAAAAUAUCAUUUAGUUUUCCUUUUUUUGAAUCCACAGCCAGCUACUGACUAAUUUCCAGUGAUUUCCAUGUUAUCUUUUUAGAUUUCAAUCUGGAUUCCCAUGUACACUGUGUACUUAUCCAGGCUCGGUGUGGCACUAAACAUACUUAGACUUGUCAUUCCACGAGGCUGUGAACGCCUUUUGUUUUUUUAUGACGGAUCACAGAAAACCUAUCACCAACUACGUCAGUCAUUUAUUAGACUUAUACAAACAUGAUUGCGAUAUUACCAUUAUUAAUUUUGAAAACCAGUUUACCCUCCCAUGCCUAUCAAAACCUCACGUAAUAAUGUAAUAUUUCCAUUCCAUUGUUGUCAUUGUAUUUCUGCAAACUAUACCCGCGUCAUUUAGGUCACUGGUUACAAGAAUAUCUAUUGUUCAAGAAAUAACAACUAGGGAUAUAACAAUAAUCGAAAUAUCAUGAUAUCGUAUUGUCAAAAGUCUCAGUAAUAUCGUGGGCUGUCACAAUAUAUCGAAUUACAAGUUCCUUUGCUUAAAUGUGUUGUUUUAUAGUAGCAAUAGCUGAUAAACAUCGGGAACUACAUAUCCCAUGAUUCAUUUCAGCGCAAACAACAUGAAGAAAUAUGUUUUUUACUUGAAUUCUUGGGAUUAUGAUGGAAAUAAUUCACACCAAAAUCUUGUCAAGGCACUUUAAAAGCAAAAAAGCGUCCUAUUUACAAUUAUAAUCUCAAAAAUAUCGUACUGUGAGAUGCACAUUGUGAUAAUAUAUCGAGAGAUUUUGAUUUCGUUACAUCUAUAAUAACAACUCAACUUAACACUGAGGUCAAAUCAUAUUUACUGGUUUUAGUCUGUCAUAUGUGGCAACCCAAAGUUAGACAUUAAUUGUACUUAUUAAUGGGAUAAUUGACAUGAAAACCAAAUUAACUUUAAAACAAUAUUUGAUUUGUUGUUUACUAGAGCUGGGUAUCGUUAAGAAGUUACAAAUGUGAGAUAUGUAUCGUAUUGUGCAUUAUGUAUUGAUGUAUAUCUCGAUACUGUGCAUUUUCAAUUCAGUAUAAGUCGAUUCAGUAAAAAACGGAGACUAAAUCAUGGCUGUGACACUAAAAGUCUCUGUUAAACCUCUACUUGUUAAUGUGAAAUUAAUAUAAAAUACCAGGGAUGUAACAAUAACCAAAAUAUCUUGACAUCGCAUGUCAAAAGUCUCACAAUAAUAUCAUGGGCUGUCACAAUAUGUCAAAUCACAAGUUUUUUUUGCUUAAAUUCAUUAUUUUAGAGCAGCAGUAGCUUAUAAACGUCGGGAACUACGUAUCCCAUGAUUCAUUUCAGCACAAACAACAUGAAGAAAUAUGACUUUUACUUGAAUUUUUGAGAUUAUGAUGGAAAUAAUUCACACCAAAAUCAUGUCAAGGUAUUUAAAAGCAGAAACAAGUCCUAUCUCCAAAAUAUCGCAAUAAAUAUCGUACCGUGAGAUGCAUAUCGUGAUAAUAUCGGACCGAGAGAUUUGGAUAUCGUUACAUCCCUAGUUGUCACAAAAUAAUUUAGUCAAAUAUACAAAAAAAUACUCUCAGCGAUAUGUCGAUACAGUGGCCCACGAUAUCGAUACAGUAUCAUCAACUUAAACGAAACGAUGUUUUGAUAUUUUCACGUAUAUUUUUACCGUAAAUAUUCUUCUUCUCUGUGUAGUUUGCAGUACAAUACAACAGCACGUGAUAUUUCCUGGUUUGGUUCGAGUUUCUGUGGUUCACGCUGGUUGUGAAUGGAGCCCGUUUCAACCAACAGUGUCCUAAAACACCAAAUUACCCGACCCUUACCUCUGCGUCGCCGUGCGGUGGGGUGCAUCCAUCGUCGUGCUGAGAGAAAUGGACGAUUGAAAUGUUUUUUGUGUGUAUUUCUCUGGGGUAAUCGCUGCUGUGCGUGUGUGCCAUAGGUUUUUACACUAUCCACCAGACUUCCCAUAGUAUUGUGUUUGGAUCAUGCAUGUAAUGGAGUAUUUAUUUCAACUAUUAAAAAGUUGUUUCAGAUAA